This is a messenger RNA of Condylura cristata (star-nosed mole), 2399 nucleotides long. RefSeq names its product TNF receptor-associated factor 4 (gene TRAF4). The coding region runs from base 39 to 1451 and encodes 470 amino acids. NCBI's taxonomy places the organism in Eukaryota, Metazoa, Chordata, Mammalia, Eulipotyphla, Talpidae. The record is from RefSeq and is a predicted model, not a curated record. Gene Ontology annotation, biological process: signal transduction; activation of NF-kappaB-inducing kinase activity; regulation of apoptotic process. Gene Ontology annotation, molecular function: protein binding; zinc ion binding. The transcript has 7 exons.
GCCGCGUGCCCGGCCCCGCUCGCCCGUGCCCGCCCGCCAUGCCCGGCUUCGACUACAAGUUCCUGGAGAAGCCCAAGCGGCGCCUGCUCUGCCCGCUGUGCGGGAAGCCCAUGCGCGAGCCCGUGCAAGUCUCCACCUGCGGCCACCGCUUCUGCGACACCUGCCUGCAGGAGUUCCUCAGUGAAGGAGUCUUCAAAUGCCCUGAGGACCAACUUCCUCUGGACUAUGCCAAGAUCUAUCCAGACCCAGAACUGGAGGUUCUGGUGUUGAGCCUGUCCAUUCGCUGCAUCCACAGUGAGGAGGGCUGCCGCUGGAGUGGGGCGCUGCGCCACCUACAGGGCCACCUGAACACGUGCAGCUUCAAUGUCGUCCCCUGCCCCAAUCGCUGCCCUGCCAAGCUGAGCCGCAGGGACCUCCCUGCGCACUUGCAGCACGACUGUCCCAAGCGGCGUCUCAAGUGCGAGUUCUGUGGCUGUGACUUCAGUGGGGAGGCCUUUGAGAGCCACGAGGGCGUAUGCCCCCAAGAGAGUGUGUACUGUGAGAACAAGUGUGGUGCCCGCAUGAUGCGCCGGCUGCUGGCCCAGCAUGCCACCUCCGAGUGCCCCAAGCGCACCCAGCCCUGUACCUACUGCACCAAGGAGUUCGUUUUUGACACCAUCCAGAGCCACCAGUACCAGUGCCCCAGGCUGCCUGUGCCCUGCCCCAACCAGUGUGGUGUGGGCACUGUGGCUCGGGAGGACCUGCCAGGCCAUCUGAAGGACAGCUGUAGCACUGCCCUGGUGCUGUGUCCAUUCAAAGACUCCGGCUGCAAGCACAGGUGCCCUAAGCUGGCAAUGGCACGACAUGUGGAGGAGAGUGUGAAGCCCCACCUGGCCAUGAUGUGUGCUCUGGUGAGCCGGCAGCGGCAGGAGCUGCAGGAGCUGCGGAGAGAGCUGGAAGAACUGUCGGUGGGCAGUGAUGGCGUGCUCAUCUGGAAGAUUGGCAGCUAUGGCCGGCGGCUACAAGAGGCCAAAGCCAAGCCCAACCUUGAGUGCUUCAGCCCAGCCUUCUACACACACAAGUAUGGCUACAAGCUGCAGGUGUCCGCAUUCCUCAAUGGCAACGGCAGUGGUGAGGGCACACACCUGUCUCUCUACAUCCGCGUGCUGCCGGGUGCCUUUGACAAUCUCCUUGAAUGGCCCUUUGCUCGUCGUGUCACUUUCUCCCUGCUGGAUCAGAGCGACCCUGGGUUGGCUAAGCCACAACACGUCACAGAGACCUUUCACCCUGACCCAAACUGGAAGAAUUUCCAAAAACCAGGCACUUGGCGGGGCUCCCUGGAUGAGAGUUCUCUGGGCUUUGGUUACCCCAAGUUCAUCUCCCACCAGGACAUCCGCAAGCGAAACUACGUGCGGGAUGAUGCAGUCUUCAUCCGUGCCUCUGUUGAACUGCCCCGGAAAAUCCUCAGCUGAGGGCAGACACGGCUCCAGGAGAAAGGGUGGGGUGGGACAUGACCUCAGUCAGGCACUGGCUGAACCUGGAGAGGGGGCCGGACCCCCUUUCAGCUGCUUGUGCUGUCUAGGUUCUGUUAACCCUGUUUCUCCUUCCCACUCCACCUCCUGCCACCCUCAGGUGCCUCCUAUCGGUGCUUCAAUCCUGACUCCUGGCGGGGGAGCAGGCCCUGGGGUCAUCAAGGGCUUGGAAACAAGUGACCCCAGGGUCUGUCUCCUCUUCUGAGCAGGGCAGACAUGCCUUGGUGCCGGCCACUCUACCCAGGACUGAGGUGCCUGCUGGUGCUAUGUCCCAAGAGCCAUAGGGGGUGGGGGGAUUUGGGAAAGUGAGGGGUAGAUAAAGAAUCUGUUUGGAGAUCUGAUUUCUCUUCCCCUCUCCCCAGUGUGCCCCCUCUGGUUAUUUAUUUACUUAGUGCCAGGAGGGCACAGCAGGGGAGCCCUGAUUUUUAAUAAAUCCUGAAUUGUAUUUAUUAACUUGGUGCCAGCCUGACUCUUCUGGAUUGGAAAGCAGGGCCCAACUGUGAGGGCAGAGGCCCAGACUUGUCUGCUACCACUUGGAACCCAGGACCAGCUGACUUAAGCUGGAUCAUCCCAGACAGAACCACAUCAGGCUUUGUGUGGAACAGGUGCCCGGUGGUGCCCUCUGGUGGCUAUAUAAGAGUGGUGCAGGGGCUGGGCACCUAACUUCCUGUGUUUGGAAACCGGCCAGAUUAGUGCUUCUGCCCUAGACAGUUCUGGGUUUAAUGAGAAUAGGGAUCACUUACUGAAUACUUCCAUGUGGCAGAUACUGCUAAGCACAUAUGCAUUAUUUCAUUUAAUACAGCACAUUUCACUUGACAAAAGGCCCAUCUUAAAGAUUUAAAGAGACAAUGCAUGUUCCUGGUACAAAAUAAAUACUUGAUGAAUGUU